Octopus sinensis (East Asian common octopus) is the source of this 1323-nucleotide messenger RNA. RefSeq names its product zinc finger protein 723-like. Gene Ontology annotation, molecular function: DNA-binding transcription repressor activity, RNA polymerase II-specific. The coding region runs from base 103 to 846 and encodes 247 amino acids. The transcript is spliced from 2 exons. Gene Ontology annotation, biological process: negative regulation of transcription by RNA polymerase II. NCBI's taxonomy places the organism in Eukaryota, Metazoa, Mollusca, Cephalopoda, Octopoda, Octopodidae. The record is from RefSeq and is a predicted model, not a curated record.
GAGAGUGUAGUGGGUGCUUUUUAAGUGUCACUCUGAUAAUAGUGACUCAACGGAACACAAACAUAUUCAUAUAAAUGAGAAAAACAUUAUCUUUGUGAUAUUAUGACAAAUUAUUCUCUCAUAAUGAAUAAUUUGACUAAACAAAAAAACCCUGAUACAAGAGAGAAAUCAUAUUCUUGUGAUGUCUGUGGUAAAUCAUUCUAUCAAAAUAGUCACAAACGUGUUCAUACAGGAGAGAAACCAUAUCGUUGUGACGUCUGUGAUAAAUCGUUCUUUGAAAACCGUCGCUUGACUAAACACAAACGCAUUCAUACAGGAGAGAAACCAUAUUGCUGUGAUAUCUGUAGUAAAUCUUUCUCUGGACACAGAGAGUUAACUACACAUAAGCGAGUUCAUACUAGAGAAAAGCCGUAUCAGUGUAACAUCUGUGGUGAGUGUUUCUCUGACAGAGCUAACGUAACUAUGCAUAAACGUAGUCAUACUGGAGAGAAACCGUAUACCUGUGAUAUCUGUGGUAAAUCAUUCUCUGGAAGUACGGGUUUACGUACACACAAACGUGUUCAUACAGGAGAGAAGCCAUAUCACUGCGAUACCUGUGGUAGAUCUUUCUCUCAGAGGAGUGUCUUAACUACUCACCAGCGAAUUCACACAGGAGAGAAGCCAUAUCAUUGCGAAAUCUGUGGUGAGAUGUUCUCUCGUAGAAUCAACUUAACUAUACACAUACGCGUUCACACAGGAGAGAAGCCAUAUCACUGUGAUAUUUGUGAUAAGUCAUUCUCUCAAAGUAGUGAAUUAUCUUUACACAAACUUGUUCAUACAGGAGAGAAGCCAUAUCGAUGUCUGUGAUAAAACGUUCUCUCAAAGGUGUGACUUAAUUAACCACCUGUGCAUUCAUACAGGGGAAAAAAAAAUUCUUGUGAUGUCUGUGGUAAAUCAUUCUCUCAAAAAGGCCUCUUAAGUACACAUGUGAAUAUUCAUACACAGGUGUAACAAUAUCAGUAUCAAAUAUUAUUACAUGACAACAAUUAUGAAUAUUUUGUCUGCUAAAAGACGGGAUUUUUUCUUCUUAAAAUUUGACAUUAUCAAAUUCAAUUUCAUCAAUGUCAACAUGAAAUUCAUGAAUCACAACUUCAAUAUCAUUUAUAUAUCUAAAUAUAUCAACACAGAGAUGACUUUGGUUUCUGAAGAUGAUGGUGCUGGAUUUUUGAGGAAUUUCUUACGAGAGAAUGCAGGAAAGGGAAAAAUGAAUACAAGCUUUAAGAGACAUUGAGUUUGUCUGUGUUUUCAUCAUCACCAUCCUCAUCCUAAUCCACUCUGAAAGUG